Molecule: messenger RNA, 1146 nt
Organism: Brassica oleracea var. oleracea
Lineage: Eukaryota; Viridiplantae; Streptophyta; Magnoliopsida; Brassicales; Brassicaceae
Exons: 2
Source: RefSeq, a predicted model, not a curated record
UGGGCGCUAGACACAAGGAUUAGUCUAAAAUCCAAGGGACUCGGUGAUACUAUCAUCGAGGACAGCAAUGAGAAUGAAAAGAAUAGAUACAGGGCCAUAUGUUAUAUGCGCCAUCAUCUCAUUGAAGGUCUUAAGGAUCAGUACAUGACGAUUGAGAAUCCAUUGGAUCUUUGGAAUGCUUUAAGGCACAGAUAUGAUCACCAAAAGAUGGUGUUGCUUCCAAAGGCAAGGCACGAUUGGAUGCAUCUCAGAUUCAUGGACUUUAAGUUCGUGGAUGAGAAUAACUCAGCCUUGUUCAAAAUCGUCUCAAUACUAAGGCUGUGUGGUGAAGAAGUGUCCGAUGUGAUGAUGCUUGAAAAGACCUAUACGACUUUCAAUCAGUCGAAUUCUGUGUUGCAACAGCAAUAUAGAACAAAAGGUUUUGCCACAUACACUGAUCUGAUCUCCUGUCUACUCUUGGCCGAGACAAAUAAUGAGCUUCUCAUGAAGAACAGUGGAGCUAGACCGGCCGGGACAGCACCAUUACCCGAAGCCCAUGACAUUGAAAAGAAAGAUCCCAAAGAAACCUACUAUGCCCAAGACAACAGGAAACCAUACGGUCAUAGCCGUGGUGGGUACAGGGGGCGUAGGCGUGACAAUCAUAACGGUCGAGAUAACUACUCAACCGGCCGAAGAGGAAACCACAAUAACCGUGGUUGGUACAGAGGGCGUAGGCGUGACAACCAUAACGGUCGAGAUAACUACUCAACCGGCCGAAGAGGAAACCACAAUAACCGUGGUCGUGGUUCCAAUUACGGUCGGGGCCGAGGGAGUUAUGGCCGUGGACGAGGUGGCAUAUCCAAACCAUCUCACACGACCAAGUCCUUAUGUCACAGAUGCGGGAUGGACAAUCAUUGGGCCAAGAACUGCAGAACUCCAAAGCACUUAUGCGGGAUGGACAAUCAUUGGGCCAAGAACUACAGAACUCCAAAACACUUGUGCAAACUCUAUCAAGAGAGUAUCAAGAACAAGAACCCGGAGGUAAACAUGAUCCAUGAAAACGGUCAUGACGACAAAGGAUAUGGAUAUGAUGCUGAUGAUGAAUCCGACAGAGACAACAAAGAUGACCAAAUGGAUUUUGAGACAUCCGACUGUCUGAUGGACUAG